CUUCCUCGACUCAAUUAAGGUUUGUGGUAAUCGGUGUAACCUACCGUUCGCCAUCACGCAUCCACAAAAAUACACAAAAUUGGAAAUUGAGAUUAGAAUUGGUCAUUAACUUGCUCUCACUGUUCUAGUGAAUGCCCAUACUCUUUUUUCUAAAAGAUGAACGUGGACGAGGAGUUUUGCCGUGUUUGCCGGUGUGAAGGGACGCCAGAGUCACCUCUAUAUCAUCCUUGCAAAUGCAGUGGCAGUAUUCGUUAUGUUCAUCAGGAAUGUCUGGUUGAAUGGCUGAAACACAGUCGCAAGAAAUACUGUGAACUCUGUUACACACCGUUUAGUUUUACAAAAGUAUACGCAGAUUCUAUGCCACGCACCCUGCCCUUCAAAGUUUUGUGCAUUCAAAUGUGGAAGAGCUUCUUGAGCUUCGCACAAAUCUUGUUUAGAGGUCUUGUUGCUUGGUUCUUCUAUGGCUUUGCCUUAGAAUACUGUUCGCGAUUUGCGUUCGUACUUUCCUUGCAAAUUGGUGACUAUUUGGCUCAUAACAAGCCAUCUACUAUGCCACGGAUGACUGAACCCUUGUUCCCAGUGUUGCCAGACUUUGUUUAUAAGGUUGUACCCUUCCCUGGUCUGAUGACCCGUGUUGUGGAUGGAUUCUUCAUUGCUUUAUUUACAGUGUCUGUGUUUGUAACCUUUGCAUUAAUUCGGGAAUGGGUCCUGCAAAACGCUAUUCAGGUUGCUGAUGAGAUGCAAGACCAACGGGCUGAAAUGCAGGAUCAACAGGCGCCCGGAGCUCCGAAUGCAGCUGAUAUCCGGAAUGCUCGAGCACAUGUCGCAUUCAUUAUUGAGCAGAUGCAAAAUGAGCAGCGUCGUUUGCAGGAGCGUCGGCAACAGAAUAAUCAAAUUGCCCAACAACCUGACAACAUUCCCCAAAAUGCCGGAGAUGCAAACGGACUCUUGGGAGAACUCGUCCAUGCGAUAGCUCAGGAAGCGCGCGAUCAGGAACAGCAAGAUGGCGCUCAUGAUGCUGUUCACCCAGAGGAACCCCAGGCACAACAUUUAGACCCGGAAGUGGAAGAGGAAAAUGUUCAUCAGCCUGCUCGCGAGGAAAGACCAAUUGAUGACGUUUUUCACCUUGGCGGAGAGGAAAAUACAGAUUUGCCUAGACGUGACGUCCACCUUGAUUCUGCUGAGGAGCGUAACCAUGAGGCCGUAGCCAACCACGAUGUCGAGACCACUUCUUCCGACGAUUCUGGCUUGGACGAUCAACAGCAAGAAAACCGUAAUGAGCCUGCCUCGGAUACUGAUGAGCAGGAGGCUGUUGUUCGUAAUGCUGUCGACCGAGCUGCUCAGGAAGAUGCUGCCAUUGAGGCCGUUAGAGCCCAACAAGUUGCCGAGGCGGAAGAAGGAGAGGAUGAUUUUCUUGAAUUACUUGGAUUGCGUGGCCCUAUCGGUGUUAUUAUCAAAAACAGCUUGUCGGCUAUUAUCGCUAUGCAAUUAUUGCUACAGUUAUUUAUUGAUUUCCCCUAUAUCUGGGGUCGUAUUGUGAUAGAGACUACUUUCUAUGUUUUACGGAGUCCUGCUUCACUUAUAACUGGUUCUUUUGCCAUAGUUAGCAGACUGGUUUCUUUCUUUGGUUCAAGCAUAUACAACCUUAUUUACCUUGUAUCUCGUGUUCCAGGUGUGUCUGCCGUAUUUAAAAAGAUCGGAAUUUAUGACUUUUUCUCGACAUCUUUCUCUGAGGUGGUGAAUCAGUUGAAGUCCAAGUUGACAAGCUACAUUGUGAUUCCAGGAAGCCAAUUGAGUGUAAUGACGUCUUUCUUUAGAACAGAGAAUCUCGAGUGGGCUUUAAAAAAGCUGAAGAUGCUUCCUGUGUAUCGUGUGGCACAUAUGUUCUUGAACGUUUGCAUUGAUUUCUCCAAAAACUACUCCGUCAGGCCGAUAGACCGACUUGUCUCCAUCGGUUUUGGAUACUUGAUGUUCUUUGGAAUUGGAAUGUGGUAUUUGAAGAGAAAGAAAUUUAUCGGCAGCCAUCCUCAAGUCCAGAAUUUCGAACUUGCAUUGCGAGAGAUUUUGCAACAGUGUGUUUCUGUUGCCAAAUUUAUUAUUAUUUUCGCUAUCGAGUUAGUCGUUUUCCCUUUCUUCUGUGGAAUACUUAUCUGCUUCUGUCUUCAGGGCGUAUUUCCCAAUUGGGAUUUGAACUUCCUACACAGUUCAAUGGUUUCAUUUCCAUAUCGUACUGGCUUUAUUACAUGGUUCCUUGGCAUCACCUACAUGUUUGAGUUCGCUUUGUUCGUUUCAAACAUUCGUAAGGUUGUUCGGCCCGGUGUGCUCUUCUUUCUGCGUGAUCCCAACGAUCCUAAUUUCCAUCCUUUACGUGAGACACUCGAAAAACCACUUCUGCUUCAACUGAAAAAGAUUGGUUUUAGUGCAAUUUUGUACUUUGCUUUUAUUAUUGGAUGCGUAGGAAGUGUCGUUUAUGUCAUACGCCUUACGGGUUUAGUCUUUCCUCUUACAUACCACAGAGGAGAAUUUAUUUUCAUAGCGCCUCUCGACUUGCUGGCUAUUCAUGCCUUAAUUUAUACUAUCGGCAAGCGCAUUGGUCCUUUGAAAAUUGUUGAAAGCGUUUGGACUUUCAUUCUUUCUGCACUCUGUCGUUGCCUGCGCAUCUCUUCUUAUGUCAUGGGAAAACGUUAUGUUGCAGAAGAAGGUCAUUUUAAAAACAAACUGUUCCCAAUGCUUGCUCGCUUACGUUUCAAAUCCAUUGUUGGCGAGGAUGUUGUUGAGGAGGAAAAACUCGAUUUGUCGCCUGAAAAUUUUGAGCGUGAUGGCUGCUUCGUUCGCUGUCCAUCCUUCGAUGCCGUUCCGGUAAAGAAAAACGCUAUGCUCAUAUUUGUUACGGAAGACGGUCAUGAACUACAAGGCGAAAAGAAGAAGCUGGAGGAAUCCAACGAAUUUAUGCUUGCCUACGCACCGCCGAAGUUUUAUGCUCGGUUAUGGGGGCUCUUGUUGUGUUCUUGGCUUAUUGCUGCCAUUGCGAACAUCUUCAUUGUAAUUGUUCCAAUGCUCGUUGGCCGCCGGCUGUAUGCCUACAUGUUGCCCAAGGCUGUGGAUAAUGACAUUUAUGCUUACACUAUUGGCAUAGUGUCCCUGGGAUUUAUCGCUUACACGAUUUAUCUUCUCCGGACGUAUCGGGAAAAGUUUACCUUGCAUUCUGUGACAAGUUUCAUUCGUCAAUAUGGCUUAGUCCAAUUGGUGAAAACUACCGCUUGGGCUUGCUACAUGGUUUCCGUUUCACUGUUUGUUGUCCCGCUGUUGGUAGCUGUUGCGCUUGAUUUGUAUUUCGUUAUCCCCAUCCGGACCUUAAUUGUGUGUUUCGAGAGCAACUCGGCCCUGAAAAUCAAUAAUCUUACGGUAGACCUCAACAUGGACUAUUAUGUGGCCUUGUGUGUUCUCUUCUCAUUCGGCUUCAUUCGGUUCUCUCUCGAGCAAGGUUUAAACAACCUUAAUGAUGCCUUGAGCCAACUUUGGAGACGUGGUGGUCUUGGUCUUAAGACCAUCGCUUUUUUGUUUGCUUUCAUUGUGUUCCCUUUUGCCUUUGGCGUGGCCACACUUCCACUCGUUGAUAAUGUUUUCCAAAUGAUCAGCAAACAUAUUCCGAUACCUGAAUUCGUUACCUUCUCAUACCAGACGUUAUAUUGCCGGGCUUGCUAUCCCCUACUCUUCAACGCUAUAUUAUUUUCCUUCUUGUUUACUAGGGCUAAGCGUUUGUUUUCCAGUUGGACCGUAGAAGUUCGUGAUGAUCUUUACAUGGUAGGAACGAAACUUCAUAAUUACGAUGAUGCUGGUGCAAGUCGUGCCGAGCAAUAGGCUCUCUAUUGUUUUGGUAGCAUAUGGAAAAAAAUGUCGAAAGUGUUCAUUAUUAAUGUUAUAUGAAGAAGGUUUAACGGACCAUUAUUUUAUAUAGAAAGCUGUGUUACUCCAUAGUAUAGCAAUGAAGUAUCAGAGCGCCGUUUCUUUUGGUUUGUCUUUAAACUUUGAGUUGCGUAUAACAAUUAAGUCUGUGUCUUGGGAUUACAUUUUUUUUACACUUAAUAAUUCUACCAAAUCACCGACCAAACAGAAGAUUUGUAAUAAUUAUAAUAUUGUUUGUUGAUAGAGGAGUGAGGCUUUAACUCCGGUAGACUUGUUCACUUUUUGAUUCU
Schizosaccharomyces japonicus yFS275 is the source of this 4196-nucleotide messenger RNA. Its product is annotated as ER-localized ubiquitin ligase Doa10. The coding region runs from base 157 to 3861 and encodes 1234 amino acids. The record is from RefSeq and is a predicted model, not a curated record. Gene Ontology annotation, biological process: inner nuclear membrane-associated protein degradation pathway. Gene Ontology annotation, cellular component: membrane. Lineage: Eukaryota; Fungi; Ascomycota; Schizosaccharomycetes; Schizosaccharomycetales; Schizosaccharomycetaceae. Gene Ontology annotation, molecular function: ubiquitin protein ligase activity; zinc ion binding. The transcript has 4 exons.